AGUCUGCAGAAGCCGUGGACGCGCUCAGGCAGGCGCGCUCCCCCUCUUCACCCUCUUCACACGGACGCGCGCCUAGGCUAGGGGGGAGGGAAGUAAGCGCAUGCGCAGAAAAGGACGCGCGCCUAGGCUGGGGGAAAGAAGGAAGCUUGCGCAUGCGCAGUACAGACGCUGAAGGAACGGAAGAGGGCGAACAACUUCAAAGAUGGCCGUGCCAUUCUUUAGAUAGAGCAGAAAGUUUAAAGAUGAAUGUUACACCUGCAAAACCAGACAACUCAAUGGUGUAUAAAAUGAAUUAUAAACAAAAAAGUAUUUGCUUGAUUCUGUGCAUGGAGAAGUUUGAUAAUGAUCCCAAAGGAAAGCGCUCCCGAAACAGCAACGAUGAUAAGAUCUUCCUUAAUAAUAUCUUUGUAAAGAUGGGAUUUGAGGUGCGACUUGAGGAAAAUAAAACUGCUGAUGAGAUUGAGAGUCUGUUAAACGACAUUGCAAGACAGGAUCACAGUGAAAGAGGUUGCUUCGUGUGCGUUGUCAUAAGUCACGGCGAUAAAGACUUUUUUUAUGCUCGUGACCAAGAAUUUAAAAUAGAUGCACUGGCUGAGCCAUUCCAUGGAGAGAACUGCAAAAGUCUUAUUGGGAAACCUAAAUUAUUUUUCAUUCAGGCAUGCAGAGGAGAUAAGACUGACUCUGGGGUGGUGAAAGAUGCUGGAAUUGCUACAACUACUGCUUCUGUCAUUCCAACAGAAUGUGACUUUCUCUUUGCUUAUGCUACUCCCCCUGGGUAUUUCGCUUGGAGAAGAGGUGCUGGGUCCUGGUUUAUUCAGUCUCUUUGUGAAAUGCUGGGAGAAUACUGGCAGAAACGGGAUCUCCUGCAAAUACUGACCCGUGUAAACCACAAGGUGGCCUAUGAGUAUAUAUCCAAUUCAACAGAUACAGAUAAGAAUGAAAAGAAGGAAAUGACAUGUUUUCUCUCUAUGCUCACAAAGGAACUGUACUUUUUCCACAAGGCAGAUCAAGAUUAAACCAAUAGAAAUGAUUUUACUGUGUAUUGCUAACCAUGCAUCUUAAAAAAUAAAAUUAUUUUCUUGAACAUAAAAA
Molecule: messenger RNA, 1092 nt
Organism: Xenopus tropicalis (tropical clawed frog)
Lineage: Eukaryota; Metazoa; Chordata; Amphibia; Anura; Pipidae
Gene: casp3
Product: caspase 3, gene 1
Exons: 6
Coding region: 153-1016 (287 amino acids)
Biological process (GO): proteolysis
Molecular function (GO): cysteine-type endopeptidase activity; cysteine-type peptidase activity
Source: RefSeq, a predicted model, not a curated record